AUGAAUAAAGGUGAAACAGAUAAAGAAAACAGAAGUUUUUAUAAUAACUAUAACGGUUUAAUUGUUAAGAAUCAACCCAACAAUUUGCAACAACUACUUCAAGGUAUGAUUAACGUAUUGGCCCAAUCGCAAGAAUCUCAGAUAGAUUUUGAGGAACAAAUCUUCAUGAAGAUCCUGAUAUAUGCAGGAGAAAAUCAAGACCUGGUUGGAUGGCUAGAAUUAGCUAACAGCAGUUUUGAGGCGAACAAUAUUGUAGGCGCAAAAAAGCUGGCUAUUGCGAAUGCCAGUUUGAUGGGUCUUGCUGCGUUUUGGUGA
Molecule: messenger RNA, 315 nt
Organism: Dentiscutata erythropus
Lineage: Eukaryota; Fungi; Glomeromycota; Glomeromycetes; Diversisporales; Gigasporaceae
Source: the annotation of a GenBank genome assembly